GCUGAUAAAGGUUUAGUCGGACUCCAACCCCGCCCAGUCGACGUGGCCACGUCCCCUGAAAUAAAGUGGACUUAUCAAAAAGUCAGCGCUCAACUUUCCUCGUCACCUUCCUCGCCUUCUUCUGAGUGCAGCGAGAUCACGCGGAGGCAGCCUAUCACGUACCGGUAAUGGGCUCUUUACUUUGGUCCAGGAAAAUCUUCCAGUUUUUUCGAGUGUUCGCUCUGGAAAGGCUUCUUUUCAAACUGAGGGGAUAGUUGUUAUUUGGGCAGCUCAGGGCCCAAAUAACCGUGUUGAUAACACCCAAAACGCCAGGAGAAGCAGCAAUCUGGCCGACAGCGAGCUCUGGACGCAGCGAGUACAGGUGAAUACUGUUAAAGUCCCAAGGUCCUGUAAAACAAGCAAGUCAGAAGUGGAGUUCGAACGCCUUGCAACAAUUGCUGAGCCGUGCGUAAAAUGCGUGCGUAAACUUGGUGACAUUUGGAAUAAGUCAAGUUCGUGUGGUGCGAUUUGGAAAUAGUUUGGCAAACAUGGCAAAAUGGUUCAAAGACUUUCCCAUCAACCUGAAGAACGGCAGCGAACGAGUCCGCUCGGCCUCCGAAUCGGGCCCACAAUCACGACACAAACCGUCGUUCUCCCGCGACAGCCUGAAGGGAAAUCUUCGUAAGGAUAAUGGAGUGGCUGCUCUGCUUGCGGGCAGAAAUAGGAAAAAUUCGGCCACGGAGUUGGGCCGAAACCACAACGCUAACUCUGCGGGUGGAACCGUGUGGGAGACCCUGGCGCCUGGAAAAAAUCGGAAGAGCUCCAAGGUGGAGGCGCCCGAAGAGAAGGUUCAGGUGAGGACCACCAGUCUGGCUCAGGCGUACAUCAGCAGAAUGAUCAAAGUGGACAAGCAGGAAAAAAACCCCAAACUGAACGGGAAAAGUGAGCAGACAAAACCCGACACCGACAGUGGACGCUCUUCCAUUAAAACAACGCUGAUCAUCCUCGAGGACUAUGCAGAUCCUUUUGACGCAGAGAAAACCAAAGAACAGAGGGAGGCCGAGAGAGCAGGAGUGAACGACGGUUACAUGGAGCCUUAUGAUGCGCAGGUCAUCAUCACUGAGGUUCGUCGUCGGGGCUCCAAGGACCUCCUCAAAGUGUGCGUGUUGCUUGACCGAGGCCAGGCAGCAGGCAACGGAGAGGAGGGCAAGCCCCCGCCGCCCAACAUCUACGACACGCCGUACGAAGGCAGACUGGAGGGCGACAGCGAGGGCGUGUGGAUCCCCGUCACACGGCCAGAGUCUGACAUCCGUCCGGCUGCCGAGUACGAGCUGCCCUGGGAGUGGAGGAAGGAGGACAUUGUUCGAGCCCUGUCAGCCCAGUUUGAGGCCGUGGAUUGUUCUCCUGUUAAAGAGAAUGGUCGCCAGCAGCAAACUCUGAGGCAGAAAAACUGGACCCACAAAACACUGGUGUCCACAUCUUCAUCUUCCUCCUCUUCCUCUCUCUCCUUCCCCUCAUCGCCUAUCCUCAAACUUUCCCCGAUAACAACCUCAUCCCCAUCAUUCCCCACCCUGAGACUCUCGCCCUCUUGCAGCCCCAACAAGCCUCCCUCUCCUACCUCGCCGCACGCCCCACUGGAUGGGGAAAUGGCCAAAGUGGACCCCAGCUUGCCACUGGACAAGCAAAGCUGGUACCAUGGCAGUGUGAGCCGGCAGCAGGCUGAGGCUCAGCUGCAGCGCUGCAGGGAUGCCAGCUUCCUGGUGAGAGACAGCGAAUCAGGAACCAGCAAGUACUCCAUCGCUCUCAAGACCAGUCAGAGUUGCGUGCACAUCAUCGUGGCCCAAACAAAGAGCAGCAAGGGCUUGGGCUACACUCUGGAUCAGAGUAGCUGCGUCUUUGCCAGCAUCCCCGAGCUGGUGCACCACUACUGCACACACAGACUGCCCUUCACAGGGGCUGAGCACAUGACCCUGCAGCACGCCGUGCAAAGGUCACAUUUGUAAUGUGCGUGAUACGUGUUCUCAGGGAUGAGCUGCUGAGGAAUCCCCUCUUUACCAUUUUGUUUGAGGCACUGAGUCGAUAGAAACUGCUUUGGAAAAGUGCAAGCUAAUUAGAUGAUGAAGGAAAGGAGUAAACUAGACUGACAACUGAUUAGCUCAGAGAACUGCUCCUUCAUUUAAAGAAAAACUUUUACCUUACAUCAGUGUUUCCUAAAUGGUAAUGAGUCACGGCACACAUUUUAAAUUAAACAAACGAACAAACAAGGGAAUACACAGGUUAAUAUGCAAUUUCUAUCACUUAGUGGAAUAAUAUCUAAUUGUUCCAUCUGUCACUACAUGUUACUCUCAUCUAUAAAUGAAGAAAUAUACAUGAUUUGUACAAAAAAAAAAAAAAAAUUCAGACAGAUUAAGUGAAAUUGGCUCAUUUCCCAGGACAGUGGUUGGGGAUCAGUGCAUCAGGCUUCUUGUAGUGAAAUCUAACAGUCUACAUGUGAUAACAGUGGAACCCCUAAAGUUGAAUGUCCCUUUAAAAAAAACCAUCAACACAGAAGUCAUGAAACUUCACAGUUCAAACCGCCGCCAUGAACACAAUCCUCAGCAGUCAGUAAAUGGAUUUGUUACAGCUUUUUGUGACAGAAGAAAGGGUAUGAAAUACAAUCUGUGACAUGAAUUAAGAUGUUUUGGACAGUGAAUGUCCCACAACUUCUGCAUCCAUCUGCCGUUGCCUCAUCAAAAUAUUUUCCUUCUUCUCUCCCUUUUUCUUAGUUCUCCCUAUCCAGAGGUAAUUCAGAAGCUCGUCUCACCAAUUUAUAAAAGUGGGGAUCUUUCUGCCUUUUUUUUUAUAAUUGUUUACUCUUCUUUAUAAAUUAUAUAAAAUUUAUAAUUUUUUUUUUUGGGGGGGGUAGUUGACCUAGCAAUUUGCUGCAUUCAGUGGUAGAAUGAGAAGCCCCUAUUCACAUGACCCCCCCCUCUUUCGCAUUUUUUUUCUCAUUUUCUGUGUCGGUCGUAUGUAUACACCCCACGUACACAAUGAUGGAUGAAGUUGUCAUACCAGAAGUGUAACAGCGGUAGUGUCUGGCCUGUGUGUAGAGGACUGCCACUAUGCUGUUACGAGGGUUUGAAGUUUAACACUCUCGGUUCUCUCAAGCUGCGUAGAAAGCAAUUUCUGCUGUCCCACAAAUAUUUUAAAUCACACUAAAAGUUGGAGCUGAUGUUAUCUCACUAUCUGAACAUGAAAAGCUGUCAGCGAUGCAUAGAGUUGCCCAAAAUUGUACUGAAAUAAGAAGACUCUUCCUUUAGAAUAAUAUAACUUGAAAGCUAAAAUUAGUCUUCAGAUAAUUCUAUGAGUAAAUACCCAAUGCAACAAAAAAAAUGGUGGAUAGGGUCACUUUUACGAAAACAAAUUUUGUAAAAUAAUACAUAUUGAGGCGUGUCACAACACAUUCUAUUAAAAAACAGGAACAUGUUUUCUCAAGUCUGAAGAGCAUUUUUAAGAUAAAUUCAAGAUUCAGACAUUUUUGAUAGCAGCGCAUGACAUACUGUAGCGUUUUUUUCCUCAAAGUGUGUCAAGUAAAUAAAUUGGAUGCAAGGUCAGGGAUGUUGUGCCUCUUCUGACUACGAGCCACAGGCCAAUAUUUUUUGUUUCUGCUGUACCUCAUCUAAAGGUGUCACUGAAAACUUUGAUUCUAAGUCGGGGCGUCAAGACUGUGUGUGGUCAUGUGAUGGCUUGUGUUUGAUUUAGAUUGAGUCCGAUGUUGCCAGGGGGUUUACAUGUCGUGACGUGUUUACGUCACAUGACAGCAACUGAGGGACACAUUAAGAUUGUGUAGAUACAAAAAAAGGUAGAGAGCAGAAGGCAGCUCAAUAAUGUAGUGUUUCUUCUUAACAAAAAUACUCGGGUUAAAAUUGAGUGUUUUUU
Syngnathoides biaculeatus (alligator pipefish) is the source of this 3897-nucleotide messenger RNA. It is a transcript of the gene she, whose product is annotated as Src homology 2 domain containing E. The coding region runs from base 528 to 1982 and encodes 484 amino acids. Gene Ontology annotation, molecular function: phosphotyrosine residue binding. The transcript has 6 exons. The record is from RefSeq and is a predicted model, not a curated record. Lineage: Eukaryota; Metazoa; Chordata; Actinopteri; Syngnathiformes; Syngnathidae.